Salmo salar (Atlantic salmon) is the source of this 1698-nucleotide messenger RNA. It is a transcript of the gene tmem26a, whose product is annotated as transmembrane protein 26a. The record is from RefSeq and is a predicted model, not a curated record. NCBI's taxonomy places the organism in Eukaryota, Metazoa, Chordata, Actinopteri, Salmoniformes, Salmonidae.
GGAGUACAAGUGGCUGUGUGUGGAAGUUUCUUGAAUAACGGGACACUAGCUGUCGAAUUUUUACUCUUAAGUAUUAUGUCGUUUGUGGUCAAAUUUUCGUGUGCGGUAGUUACUAGGUUGCUUUUUAUUCUUAUCUCACUCAUCGGAGUUUGGAGAGUGACAUUGGUUAAAGAUGACAAUAUCUACUGGUUUCUGACAUUCCUCUUUCUACCUCUCGUUGUCGAAAUGAUAAUAACUUUGAAAAGAAGAAAGGGAAAAGAUUAUAAAUGGUUCUCGCCAGCCAUUAUGUUGUUCCUUGUCAGUAUCAUUCCAUCCAUCUGGAUUCUGGAACUACAUCAUCAGCAUCACAACUCUAGUGACCUCCAGUGCAAGAAACUGGACUCAUGGGAAAAUGUGAGAAGCAUGAUUUCUCUGAACGAAACGGUGGGGAAUUUAACGGUUCAAACCUAUCUAAAGGGUCUUGACCAACUCUUGUCCACGGUUUGUCCCAACGACUGGAUCCUGGCCCUCCAUCAGGUCCUUCUAAUCCUACUCAUCAUAGGGAAGUGGCUACUUCCACUGGGGGGUGGGGUCACACGGGAGGAGCUCUCCCAGCUCCUGCUCAUCUUCGUUGGCACAGCAGCUGACAUCUUGGAGUUCACCAGUGAAACACUGUCUGAUGUAAAGGAAAACAGUCCUCAGCUGGUGUACAUCAUCUUGGCGGUGUGGACCUGGAGCAUGUUACAGUUUCCUCUCCAUCUGGCCGUGGUGAACUCAACGCCAGGAAGCGAGGGUGAGGGCCAAGGCAAUUCCCUCCUGACCAAGCACAGCACAGACAUAUGGAGCAUCAUUGAGAGCCUAUUCAUCCAGGAUGGCCCUUUCCUUGUGGUCCGGCUCACCGUCAUGACCUACUUUGAUGUCUUCCACCAGAUGUUGGUGUUCUUUGCCAUUAAAAACUUCCUGGUGGUCAUCCUGAACUUCUACCGGCUGGCCGUCAUAUGCCAGAACUACAGACCUGUAGUCAGGUCCAGAAGCAGCAGUAACAUCCCUGAUUGUAGUAGGGUAGAGGUGGAGAGGAAGUAUGGGGAGGGGAGGUUGGAGAGAGACAAUGUUCCUGCCUCUGCUUUAGAGGAAGUCAAUACAGACUGUGAAAGUACUAUUACGUAGUGCACUGUUUAUACAAUGCGCAAGUUCAAUAUUGGACAGGAUUUGUGAGUUCAAAAGCUGGAAUUAAUUAUGUGAUUUGACAUUUUCAUGGGUAAAGGGCAGGAGAGACAGAAACCGUUUAAAAGUCACAAGCAUAUAUUCAAUUUCAGCUCAGCUGAUUUUAUACAGUAUUUUAACUUUUUUGUAAUGUUUUUACCUCUUUGACAAAAAUGACAUGGCUUAGAAGUUUACCCCCAAAGGUAUGUGAAAUAGAAAACAAUUUUGAGUUAGCAAACAAAGAGUAUGACUGUAAAGGUAGGCAGCCAAGUGUAACUAUCCACAGCUGACAAAAUCAACCCAAUUUUGUUUUCCAAAGGGUUGCUUUUGACGAUGGGAAAAGGUGUGAUUAUGCAGUGGAUUUGGAAAGUAUUCAGACCCUUUCCCUUUUUCCACAUUUUCUUAUGUUACAGACUUAUUCUAAAAUGUAUUAAAUAAAAUGUUCCUCAUCAAUCUACACACAAAACCCCAUAAGGACAACGCGAAAACAGGUUUUUAGGAAAUACCUUAUUUACA